This is a messenger RNA of Amaranthus tricolor (Joseph's coat), 1392 nucleotides long. RefSeq lists its product as uncharacterized. NCBI's taxonomy places the organism in Eukaryota, Viridiplantae, Streptophyta, Magnoliopsida, Caryophyllales, Amaranthaceae. The record is from RefSeq and is a predicted model, not a curated record. The transcript is spliced from 6 exons. The coding region runs from base 1 to 1392 and encodes 463 amino acids.
AUGGCGGCCUUCGAUGGAACAUCCUGCCCCGAGGAACACUUGAUGCCAUACAAAAACUUGAUGUUGCUGAACACCACCAACCCGGCAUUGUGGAGCAAAUUCUUCCCAACUACUCUCACAGGAGUAGCCUUGACGUGGUACACCUCUCUUCCAGGGAGAAGUAUCCACACCUUUGCCCAAUUAGAGAGCAAAUUCCUGGGUCACUUUGUGGCAUCCAGAAGGCAGGAGAAAUCAAACUUCCAUUUGCUUAGCAUAACGCAACUGGAAGGGGAAUCCAUAUCAUCGUAUCUGAGGAAAUUCCAUGAGGCAGUGCUGGAGGCACAUGACCCAAAGAGGCGUAAAUCAGAAAAGAAGGAUCCAAUAUCCAAUCGCUCCUCAAGGAGCGUAGAGGAACAUCCAUCUAGGAGGGAUAAAAAUUACAUGCCGCAUCAUCCAGAGCCUCCAUCAGACAUGGGACCUCCACGAUCCCGGCACAUAUAUGCCGUUGAAGGGGAGUCCAGGACGCGGAAUUUGCUUGAUGGAGGUAAUGACCCGAGGUUCAAUCGGAAUAGGAAGGACAUUUUCUUCGCUGUUCGGGAUGAGUUGCCAACUCCACCUCCUAUUACCACUCCCUCCGAUCGACGCAACUACAAUCUGUGGUUCAUCAAUCGAAAGGACUAUGGCACGAGAGGCGACGCGGAAAGAAGGCCUUGGAACCAGAAAAGAAACGAGGCUAGGCGUGAAAGUUCCAACACACAAGGAACCAUCAAUAUGAUUUUCAGCGGCUACACCGAGGAAUAUCCCACAAUCCGCGCUGCGAAAGGCAGCGUCCAUACUCUGUUCAAAGGACCCCCAAAAACCACCUCAAGUGGGCCGAUCAUGAGAUUUGAUGCCACUACUUCCCAACCGUUGCAACAACCACACACUGAUCCUUUAGUGGUUACCAUCAAGAUUGGGCAAAUGAUGGUGAGGCGAGUAUUGGUGGAUACCGGAAGCACAGCCGAUCUUAUAACGAUGGAAUGCCUAAGAAAAAUGAAAUUCGAAGAAAAGCACCUGCAACCCUUUGAUAAACCUUUGAUUGGGUUUGGAGGAAACCAGGUCAUUCCAAUGGGAACAAUCAUACUCCCUGUGCGAGUAGGGGAAAGAAGCGGAAGCAGAACUAUGCCCAUACGAUUCACGAUCAAAGCAGCAAUCUUUCCUCAUCAACUCUUGCUGCAAUUCGAGCGGGAUGAUGGACAAGUUGGCAUCCUCAAGGGAGACCAGUCGCGUUGUCAUUUGUAUUCUGUUUUAUCAGCACUCAUCCCGCGGCAUGCUCGCGUUGUCAUUUGUAUUCUUAGUGAUCGUCAAAAUUCAUUUAUAAGAUCAGAAGUUUUAUUUUCAGAUUAUCCGGCUCUUAUAUUCUGGGAUCCGUAA